CAGGAGUUGACAGAAACAGAAGAGAGGAGGCAGAGCAGGGGAGAAGGAAGUGGGAGUGGAAAUCACGAAACAACUAACUCCAGAUAUGAUACGGCAGAAGUUCGUCCUGAGGGAAGCUCCGCUCCUUUCUCUGCAGGACGUCGCUGAGCUUGUCAAAAAGCCUCAGUGGUGGCACCAGAGGUGAAGGGUUGCCCUGAGAUGAUGACAGCUGUGGAUGUUGUUGGCAUUUUGAGGAGAACCAGAUACCAGAGAAGAUUGACAUGUAAACACCACAAGAGAGCCAGAGGCUUUGAAAGCAUCUUGGAAGGCUUGUUUGGGCCGGGACUAGUCAAAGAUAUCACCCUUUUCCAAGACUGCGAGCCAGAGGAAGUGUCUGACUGGUCCUUUGACGAAAACUGUCUCUUCUGCUGCUUAAGACGUGAGAAAGUCAAGGACCACAGAGUAGAGAACGGUGGAGGCAGCCAGGUGCUGUCGGAGUGCGAAGACUUCAAACAGGAGCAGUCUCGGAUCAGCCGGCUGGAGAGACAGGCCCAAGACUUCCUCAAUGCUGUGUUCCACAGAAAAGACCUCCCAAGUUUCUCAGACCCUCACAUUCCUCUAGUGGCUCGUGAGAUCAUGCAGCGAAUGAUCCGCCAGUUCGCUGCCGAAUAUACCUCAAAAACUACUCAGGACGACCUGCCCCUGCCCAACGGCACCAUGAAGGACCAAAGCCUGCCGAGAGCGGCGUCUCUGGCCCCGGCCCCCUGCUCCCCACCCGGGCCCCUGCCCGCGCCGAGCUCCCCUCCAUCGUCUGCCUCCUCCUCCCCAUCCCCGACCCCGGGGCUGGGCCUCAGCCCCUCCUCCGCUAACAACGCCACCGCCGCUGCUGCCGCCUCAGCACCCACCUGCACCCAGAGCAGCAACGGAACGGGAGCCACUAACGGCGGAGGAGGAGGAGGCACGGCUGCUGCCUCUGCACAGAAUCCCGUCCUCAGCAAGCUUCUCAUGACCGACCAGGACGGCCCGCUGGACCUCACCGUGAAAAAGAACCAGGUCGACACGGAGCCCAGCCAGCAGGAUGGCGUCCUGGACCUCUCCACCAAGAAGAACCACAGCGCGGACGGCCUCAAAACCUUCCUGGGCUUCUCCCCUGCGCCUGGGGUCAAAGGACCUUCCCUCAGAGUGGAAAAUACCCCGCCAGAGGUGGAUGAGGAAGACGGCCUGCUGCAGAGAAGCUUGCAGGACGGACUGAGGGAGAACUACGUCAACUCCAACUCCUUCAAGCCCCCGAUGGCCCGCUCGCUGCGCAUCAAGGAAGAGCUCCUCAGCCAGAAGCACCGCCUCCUGAACCAGCCUGCUGCUCUUUCAUUGGCUAAUCUAGAGUCAGCUGGCUUGCUCAAUCACGGGCAGUCUCACUCCUUGCUCGGCCAGAAGGGCUCUUCCUCUUUCUGGGGAAGCAAGGCCCACCUCGAAAGCCUGAUGAAGCUGAAGCAGGCCAGCGGAGCCCUGAGCGGAGCUCUGAGCGGAGCUCUGAGCGGGGCCCUCAGCGACCUCAAAGACCUGCCCACAUUCCUGGAGAAUCACCACCACAACCACCACGGAGCCUUCUCCAUCAAGAGUUCCCUCCACCAUCACCACCACAAUCAGGUCUCCAAGGCCCAACACCACCACAAUGAGGGCAAGAGAGACCAGGGCCACUCACCUCCUGUCGACCUAAAGAUCCCCCAAGUUCGGGGCAUGGAUCUCUCCUGGGACUCCCAUGCCUCUGAGCUGUACGGCUACGGCUCCAUGGGGGUUGGGGGUGGUGGCCACGGGGAGAACACCCUGAGCCGGAAGCUGAGAGCCAUCCUGCCUAAGCAGAACCGCCGGGGAGGAAGCCUUGGAAGCCUGCUGGACGGGGCAGCCGACUACUGGAGCUCUGACUUGGAGCACUCCAUUUCCGGGCCGGCGUACUCCACCUCCGACGUGGAAGGGGACCCGAGCUCCAAGCAGCCGAGGAAGAAGAGGGGCCGUUAUCGCCAGUACAACAGCGAGAUCCUGGAGGAGGCCAUAGCAGUGGUGAUGAGCGGGAAGAUGAGCGUGUCCAAGGCUCAGAACAUGUACGGCAUCCCGCACAGCACCCUAGAGUACAAGGUCAAGGAGCGCAUGGGAACCCUGAAGAACCCCCCAAAGAAGAAGCUCAAGCUGAUGAUGAAGAUGGAGGCAGGUGGCCAGGAUUUUCCCAACGAGUCGGAGAACACGCCCACCUCAACCCCACGAGACGACGGCCGGCCGCUGGCAGCUGCAGAGCUCAAGGACAAUGUAAAAGAAGAGAUUGAUGACAAUUUCAAACCAAUCGACUAAAAGACUUACACAUGUAAACCUCAGACAAAUGACUUAAGUAAUUUGAAAACGGAUGGGGCUUUAUUUGUGCCAAUUUACUUUGCAGUAUCUGGGUGAGCACAAACGCAGAGAUAAUAUGAGGAGGAUUCUUAAAACAAACUGGAGAGAAACAACUAAUCGGAUGGUUUUUAACAAGCGUCACUUGAGCGACGCUGUACAAGCAUUUGUUUAGCUUUUAUAUCCAGAGGCUUAACAAAUGCAGCUAAAGACAUUAGUUAAAUGACAAUUGAUGAAAUUUCCUUAAGCAUGCUGAUAAUCCCUAGCCCAAAAUACCCAAUCCCCCUUGUUCUGAACUUGACACACUGAACCACUGCUGCGUAUAAAUGCAGUUUGGGCUUUGGACCAAUUUGGAGAGAAAAUGAGGGGAAGGUUGAAAAUUAACUCCUUAAAAAAACUCACAAUUUAGUCCCUUUACCGCUCCCCUCUCUCAUGGAUUACUAGCUGAAAAUUGGUAAGUGAACUGUCUAUUACAUUUGAAGCCAACUGUAAGAUUUAAUCAUACCACUGAUAUUCCUCACGAGGGUUCUGAAUCAAAACCCAUUCUCUUAUUGCCAGGUAGCCACGACGCUUUAACUGCAAACCUUUUCUUUCCUCCUUAAGAUAUUCUGCUAAUCUCUGUGCGGAUGAAAGCAACAUUAACCCGUCCUUUUUGAACGAGAAAAGACACACAAAAGUCAUUCAGGGAUGCAUGUUUGUGAGUUUCGUGGACACUACUGACUUCUAUAAUUGACUUCUUUUCCUCUAUCUUUUCGUUUGAUUUGUUUUGCUUUCUUUUGCACUACACUUUGGGUCUGGCGCUUACAGACCAGGUUACCUCGGCAUUGUUGCCCUUGCAUCAUGCACUUAUUAUGGUCUGUCUCUGAAGCCCAGUCGCAACCUUGCAAUGGGCCAGGGGUGCACAUCGCCUGCAUACGCUGAUCCAUAAUCAGAUCCAGGAGGCUCUUUAACCCUCUUUUUUUUGCCAAUGGACAAGUUGAGGGGGGUAAUCUGAUAAUGGAUCAGCUGUUUUUAAGGCGGAAUGCUACCUCGUGGACCUCCAUCAGUGUCUCACUGCUGAUCCUGGAAUGCCGGAGACGCCUUCAGGUUGCCUCAUCACAUACAUCAUGGAGAUCUUUACCCUGAUGAAGGCCUUUUAGGAUCAGAAUGUGAAACUCUGCUGCUAUCCAGUUGAUUAUCUAGCUCCUAUCCAAGGCUUUAGCUAGCCUAAGCUAAUGACUUUUAGCUAGUUUUCGCUAACAACAAUACAUUUCUGAUGUUUUUUGUUUGUUUUUUUUCCUUUUCUAAUCAAAAUAAGCAGAAGCAGCUUAGCUGACGAGUUUUAAAAGAAAUUCUUCUCCCUCAACCAUCAAAGACAGUUUUAGAGGCAGUUUACUACAACAAUGUGCAUUUAUAUAGGGGUGUUCAUGUAGGGUGGUGGGUGGGCAAUAUGCAGUGGGGAGGGGUAGUUGAUAGAGGUGAGGGAAAGGCAGAUUUUAAUAUAUUUAAGUUAUUAUGACUGAUUAUGUAAAAGCCAAUCCAUGAUUCUGGGUGAUUAUUUUUCUCCUCAUUUUUAACUCAGGGUAACUGAGACAGAUGAUGUGGGUUUGAAAUAUGGUAAUUUCCUCUUGGACCUAUAGAAGACAGACAGGAGGACAACACACGCCUCUCACUGACUGCUUUGUCUGCGCGGAGGGGCUGUGUGUGAGUAAAUAUGGCAGCGCCAUAGCAGAUAGACCUGCUAACGAAUCAUGAAAAAGAACAGAAAACACUGAUGGUUUAGGGAUCGAACUUGUGGCGCUAAACUUCUAAAAUAGCACUUUUCAAAAAUAAGAGAAAAAAAACAAGAGAGAAGGAAAUCUGUUUGAGGUUAUGCAUGUAGUGUAGCUCUUCUCUGAGGGAUAUGGAGCAGGAAGAAGAGGGCUGAGAGAUGGAAGAAAAAAGCUUUAGUGUGUGAAGACUUUCAGAAAGCUGCAGCUUGGACCCAAACUACUCUUUUUUUUUCCUCUCAAUUACCUCCAAAAAUAAAAAAAAAAAAGAAAAAGAAAAAAAAGGUCAGCAGCUUGAACAUGUUGAGUUUUGUGUAGUGUCGUCUUGUCGAUUUCCCUCCCCUCGUUGCUGAAGCACCAGGGAUAGAAAAACUAUCAUCGCGUUUUACCAGGCGGGGAAAGAAUAUCCCUCAGAGGACACAGGUGGAAAGAAAAAAAUGCUCUUUUGGUGUUUUCCAUCAGGAAAAGAUUGACGGAAAAAAGCUUUUUGGUUGUCAUGGUUUUUUUUUCUUUUUUCUUUUUUGCUCUGUGGUAAAUGUUGCUCUUCGCUCCGAACACUGCCUGGUGCUCACCCAGUCUGUGAGAUUUUUAACAUGAGAAUUGUACCUCUCUGUUCAGAUGAAAUGAUGAUGAUUCACUCCUUUUGAAAUGUAUUGUAUAUUUUAUUUAUUUAAUCUGUUUUUUUUGUUUGUUUUUUUCUUUGAUUAUUCUCUUAAAAAUGGCAUGCACCACUUCUCUGGCUGAUUUUGGGGUCAGGCCAAUUGAAUAAGUUAUGCUGAGAGGAUUUCAACUCAAUUAAUUCUGAGCCAGAGAUGCUCAAAUCACUGAGAAUUAGACUCGCUUACUUACUACCUGUUGCAUACAAUCUUAAUUUUCCCCUCUGUGGUUAUUGGUUAUCCCCCUUAAGCCUUGUAGCUCCCUUGGCUUGAUUGGCAGGUAUGCAUGGCCAAGGGGAAAAGCUCUAGAAAAGACCCCUGGAGCAACAACAUUGCCGGGGGGUCGUCAUGCAUGAAAUGCGUCCAACACUUUGACAAUGCUGAGCAUUUGAAGUGUCUAAAAGGUUGUUGUGCGCGUUGAGUUGGACCCAGCGAAGGACAAUGCACUGAUCUGAUAGUAAAAACAGGGUCGAAGCCCCAGUGUUGAUAGUAAUGCACUUCUCAUGAACACGCCUCUUUUAAAAAGGCAUGAUAGCUGCUCACAGCCAGCUGUGAAUAGCAGACUUACAGUGUGCCCCCUCCCUCUCAAAAACAGAACAAACAAACUUUGGCAAUCAAAGUUUCAUGUAAUGCAUGUAAAGCAUGGAUUUGUGCUAAUAAAAAAAAAGAAAAUGUAUGUGUAGAAAUAGUAUAAUUGGCACUUAAUGCACAGGUUUGCAUGGAUAAACUCCAACAGCACUUAGACUGAAUUCCCCUGAGAGGGGUGAUUCCUCGAGGGCCAAACGAUCUCUGUGUAUAAUUUACACAAAUCUCUAAAUCAUUUUCAAAAAUUCUCUCUCUAUCCUUUUUGACUCUUAAAGUGCUUAAAGUUUCUUGUUGCUUUCAAAAAAUACUUGUAAUUUUAAAUUUCUAAAAAAACAAAAGUCCCAUUUUCAGCCUGAUCUUAUCUACUGAGGUGCAUGCCAUUUAAGAUUUAUUUAUUUCAUUCCAUUUGUUUUUUUUUCUUGGUUCUAUUGAUUGUUUAUAGUCAUGUGGUUAACAGCUCCCCCUGUCCGAAAAAGUCCUCCUUCUUGCAACUGAGUCUCACUGCAGUUUUUAAAAGAAACCUCAUACUAUUAUAUACUUAGGAGAGCAGUAUAUAUCUAUUUAUAUACAUAUAUAUUAACAAAUACUCACAUAAUGAAUGUAGUGAACCGAAAUGAAUAUCUUAAACUUACAAAACCACAACACCGCCAACAGUGAUCUGCAAAAAAAAAAAAAAAAAAGAUGGCACUGUCCGUUCAUUUUUAAACAGACUGUUGUUUUUAUCCUUUUACUUUUCUUUUCACUUUACGCUGCUUGCAUUGGAAACGCAGUUGUUUUCUGACGCGGGCGUGCGACAGUAGCCUUCAGUACUGUAAAUGUCUCAGGAUCGAGCCAAUGGGAUGGGCAGCAAUAUUUGUCAGUCGGAAAAUGGCGCAGACUUAACUACCUGUACUAAAUGUAAUUUAUAGACAUAUAUAUACAAAUAUAUAAACUAUAUGUCAGCUUGGUCAGCAGAGACCAAGUGCUAUACCUCAUUCUCAGAAUAAUGACUCCUUUCCGUGCCUCGUACUUUUAUGUAUCCCUAACCUGGGAGCCUGGCGAAGGGAUAGCCGAUACUCUGGGAAAUAUAGUAUCCUCCGCUGUUUCUUUUCUUUUAUUAUCUGAUUGUUUUUCUUUUCUUUGUUUCGCCUCCCUCUUGUGAAGGGAGGAGGGAGACGCUUCAAGUGUCUGACUGACCAAUAUUUGCCACCCUACCUCUUUUCAGGUAUUUUGUUUUUUUGUUUUCUUUUCUUUUUUCCAACAAAAAACCUUAUGGAAUUAUAGAAUGAGCAACAGAUUGACAAAAAGAGAGACCCAUGGGGAUCACACAGCUUAGCACUGGUUGGGGUUUGGCAUGAGAGGGCUGCAAACCUCUCAUUUCUUCCUCCAAAAGUGAAAACAUUUUGGGAUUCAGUCGUCUGGUUUCACCCUGGAGGCAACAAGUCAUGUUGGUCCCACCCUGGUCUGAGAAAGAACAAGGUGUUUUUGUUCACUGAGGUUUCUUUUUUUCCUUCCUUUUUUUAAGUUUAUUGUGUGUUUUUAGGUGUAACAAAACUCCAGGUUGAAACUUGACAGGGGGAUUUUUUUUUUUUAAUUUCUCACACCUAAAAGAAAUCAGAGACCCAGAGGGGAGAUUGGGGGACAGGUGGACAAGUUAACCUUCUUUUAUCUGCUGUCUUUUAAAAAGAAAAAUAUUCUAUCCAAAAUCUUUUACACUUCAUUCCAAAAAAACACCCCACACACAGGAAAAUGUACCUUUAUAUGAUGAAAAUGAAAAAGCUAUACAGUA
Molecule: messenger RNA, 7115 nt
Organism: Lates calcarifer (barramundi perch)
Lineage: Eukaryota; Metazoa; Chordata; Actinopteri; Centropomidae
Gene: lcor
Product: ligand dependent nuclear receptor corepressor
Exons: 9
Coding region: 199-2322 (707 amino acids)
Biological process (GO): regulation of transcription by RNA polymerase II
Cellular component (GO): nucleus
Molecular function (GO): DNA binding
Source: RefSeq, a predicted model, not a curated record